This is a messenger RNA of Synchiropus splendidus (mandarinfish), 3022 nucleotides long. It is a transcript of the gene mcmbp, whose product is annotated as minichromosome maintenance complex binding protein. Gene Ontology annotation, biological process: DNA-templated DNA replication. NCBI's taxonomy places the organism in Eukaryota, Metazoa, Chordata, Actinopteri, Syngnathiformes, Callionymidae. Bases 118 to 2022 code for a protein of 634 amino acids. Gene Ontology annotation, molecular function: chromatin binding. The record is from RefSeq and is a predicted model, not a curated record. The transcript has 16 exons.
ACGUCAUUUUCCCGCCCUGUCUACUGCCGUACCGUCUAAAUUGAAGUUGACUAAAAGUGUCUCAAGAGUUUGACUGUGGAAGCUUGACUCGCUGCCGUCAGUAUUCGACACCAAACGAUGCCUUCUACUCGGGACUGGAUAGACAACCCGCUAGAGGUGGUGGAGGGGAUGUUUGCGGCCUCUGCGAAUGACCCGAACUCAGGAUGGGAGGCGAAAGCUCUUGAGUUCUUCAAAGAAAAGCUGAAAGAGAAAGACUCUCACACCUUGGUUCCGUCAGUGAACGACAUCCCUCUUCACUAUCUGAAACCCAACAGCCUGGUCAGGUUCCGCUGUUUAAUUCAGGACAUGUUUGAUCCAGAGUUCUACAUGGGAGUGUACGAGACGGUCGAUCCUUCUACGGACACAAAGGUGCUGCGAUGUGGGAAGUACAAAGACGUGACGGAGUGUGGGGUGGAGUUGAACUCAAAUAACAUUGUGACUUCAGAGCGACAGACUUUUUACUGCGUGCCAGUCCCUGGAGAAAACCUCUGGGUCAAAGAAGGCUACGCCUGCUCCGCAGCAGGUCGAGUGCUGCCAUCCACCUCGUACGUCCCCAGCAGACAGAAGCGCAGCUAUGAGGAAGAUGAAGACAUGGACAGCAUGGACUCGCAGCCACAGAAACAAAGGGACCAAAUCACAGGAGGGCAGAGUCCAGCGGAACUCAACGGUGGUGGCGACAACAAGCGGCAGGAAACGGAAGCUCCGAGCAGCCAGGCGACAACAGGGUCGCACCUGGACCUGAACUUCCCGCUGCCAGGAGAGAAAGGCCCAUCCUGCUUAGUCAAAGUUUACGAGGACUGGGACAGCUUCAGGCUGAACGAGACGCUGGAGGUCUUCGGGAUCCUCUCGGUCAGUCCGGCCCUGAGCGCCCUGGCGGACGACAAGGACUCGUCCUCGUCCCUUCUGGACCCGGCAGACAGCAUGGAGACAGCAGAGGAGCAGAGAGUGCACUGUCCCCCGGCCUCGCUUGUCCCACGCCUGCACAUGCUCUACGCCAGGCCGGUGGCUCACAACAACCCUCUCCUGCCGUGUGCCGCUCUGGAGGACAACAGCGCCUUUUUGUCCUCCACCCUGAGCGAGAUGGCCUCCGUCAGAGAAGAACUCCUCGCAUACUUCACGCACGUUCUUCUUGGAGACGCUCUGGCGGCCGAGUAUCUCAUCCUCCACCUCAUUUCCAACGUCUACGCCAGGCGAGAUGUGCUUCCUCUGGGGAAAUUCACCCUCAACCUCAGCGGCUGUCCGACUGUUGGGUCGUACACGGAGCGUCUCUAUCAGAUCCUGCAGCAGCUCGUGCCUUCGUCCUUUUAUCUGGGGAUGAGUCUCCACAACAUGAACCAGAUGCGACUGGUGCCAAGAAAAGACUACGUAGCCAACCGUCUGGUGAGUGGAGCCCUGCAGCUGGCCAGGAACACCUCCCUGUUCCUGGACGAAACCAAACUGGAGCAGGGGCAGCUGGACCCCACAGGUGUCCGUAACGUCACGGCGCUGGGGAACCUGAUCUCCUGGCAGAAGGUGGACUACGACUUUAACUACCACCAGAUGGAAUUCCCCUGCAAUAUUAACGUGCUGAUCGCGUCCGAGGGCCGCUCGCUGUUGCCGUCGGACUGUCAGAUAAACAUCCACCCGCAAGUCGCCCCUGAACUGGUGUCCGAGUACCUGGGCAGCAUCCACAUGCACCCGCAGACGUCCUCGCAGCUGAACAAGUUCCGUCUCUACCUGAGCGUGGCUCGUCUUCUGGACUACAACAUCUCAGACGAGGUCACCAAGUCAGUGGAGGAUGAUUUCGUGGACAUGAGGAAGGACGACCCUCAGAGCAUCUCAGCAGAAGACCUCCACAGAAUGUUGGUGGUGGCUCGCUUGUUGUCCCUCAGUUCAGGACAGACCUCCCUGAGCAGAGACGGGUGGCAGAAGGCCAAGCACAUGGAGCUGCUCCGCAGCAGCAGGAUGGAGCAGCACAAGUCUGUGAACGGCAACGAGCCAUGAGGAGGGGAGACGUCUUCAACAUCAGCCAUCUGUGGAGUCAGUGUCAAUUCCAAGAGUCGGUGUCAUUUCCAAUCCUGACAUAAUUCUCGGUUUCUUGAGAGACGCCUUUUCAGGAAACAAAUGAGUUUCUAGUUUGGUUUCUUGCGGUUAAGUGAUGCGCAAGGGUUCCAGUGUUUAUAUGCUUUUUUUUCUAGCAAAAAUAAUAUGUAAAUAAAUGGGAGAUGUGUGGAAAACUUUGCCUUGUACUUCAACCAGCUGUGCUUGUAGUCAACACAAUACAGUGACUCAGUCUGGAAGCGAAAGAAUAAAUAGGAUACUUUAAUAUACAAGUCAAUCUCAGUACACAUCUGAAAGUCAGAGGAAAUGGAGUCAAGUGAGAUGAGACAGUGCAAAUCAUAUGGAAAGUCACAUGACAACAUGGUGCUGCUGCUGUGAAAGCACUUUGUGUACAGAGACUCAUCUGUUACUACCGUUAAAAACAGACCAAAACACUUCAGCAUCGUCUGUCUGGAAUGUUAAAGAUCAUUGAUCCAUUAAGACAGAAUUCCUCUGCGUGAGAACUUCUCCAGUGACCAAUCCUAAAUUAUAAAAAAAAAAAAAAAAAAAAAAAAAAACCUCAGCAAAAACCCAUAAAGCUUUUGGCAGCGCCGCACACGGUCAGCAGGUUCAACGGUCGACAAAGCAGCCCCUUUUUAAAAGUUAGAUUAAAUAAACACGUGGUGACACCACGGCAGAGAAACACAAAAAUGAAACUUAUCCUGGGACGGUUACCAUGACAACAGAACCUCACCUGGACUGUACAGUACCACUGUUCUUUACAGCACAUAAAUAUAUGGAGGUCAUACACCCUAAAAAAACACCGUCAUGAGGAGUGAAUCGUCCCAAAAUAAACUUACCCUGAACACGUUCAGCACUACGUAGAUGUAACAUGUAAAAAUGGAGUUUAAAAAGGUAGACUUUGCCAUAAAUACCUGAUAUAUAUAUAUGUAUGCAUGUAUAU